Messenger RNA from Labrus mixtus (cuckoo wrasse), 2203 nucleotides. It is a transcript of the gene qrfprb, whose product is annotated as pyroglutamylated RFamide peptide receptor b. The transcript has 6 exons. Gene Ontology annotation, molecular function: neuropeptide Y receptor activity. Gene Ontology annotation, cellular component: membrane. The record is from RefSeq and is a predicted model, not a curated record. The coding region runs from base 164 to 1489 and encodes 441 amino acids. Lineage: Eukaryota; Metazoa; Chordata; Actinopteri; Labriformes; Labridae. Gene Ontology annotation, biological process: G protein-coupled receptor signaling pathway.
GCCGGUGAACAGCUGCAGCAGACACAGCAGCAAUGUCCUGCUGAAUGGAGGAGGAACUUGCAGACGCUCUUGUUGGGUUAAAGAGAAGGUUUCCGCUCUCAGCUUUCACUCCUCUUUUUUCUCCUUGUGCAAACAAGUCUAUUUCAGGUCUGGAGACUCGUACAUGGAGAUGGCAGCAGCCUCGACCGAUGCAGAGCAGGGGUCCACAAAGAUCACCCCUGAAGCGCUUCAGGAGAUGCUCCAGUACUACAACCUGAGCCGCCAGGAGUUCAUCAACACAUACAACAUCAAGCCGCUCGUCUACAUCCCCGAGUUACCGUACAGCGCCAAGACCACCUUUGUGAUCAUGUACAUGCUGAUCUUCGUCCUGGCUCUGGCUGGGAAUAGUUUGGUCAUCUACAUAGUUCUGAAGAAGCGCGCCACGCAGACGGCGACUGAUAUUUUCAUCUGCUCUCUGGCUGUCAGUGACCUGCUCAUCACUUUCUUCUGCAUCCCCUUCACUCUGCUGCAGAACAUCUCGUCGGAAUGGUUUGGGGGAGUUCUAGUUUGCAAGACAGUUCCCUUUGUUCAGACCACAGCCAUAGUGACGGGCAUCCUCACCAUGACAUGCAUCGCCAUUGAGAGAUACCAGGGCAUUGUGUUCCCGCUGAAAAUGAGGAGGCAGUACUCGUCCAAAAGAGCGUACAAGAUACUAGGGCUGGUGUGGCUCACCUCAGUGAUGGUGGGCUCACCCAUGCUAUUUGUACAACAGCUCCAGGUGAAGUACGACUUCUUGUACGACCACUACCACAUUUGCUGCCAGGAGAGUUGGAGUUCUGUUACUCACAGGCAGGUGUACACGACCUUCAUCAUGGUGGCUCUGUUCCUGUUGCCUUUGGCCGCCAUGCUGUUCCUCUACACACGCAUCGGGAUUGAGUUGUGGAUCCGCAAGAGGGUGGGCGACUCAUCAGUCCUGGACACAAUGAACCACAGGGAGAUCAAUAAGAUCUCAAGGAAAAAGAAAAGAGCUGUGAAAAUGAUGGUCACAAUCGUUCUGCUGUUCACCAUUUGCUGGGCACCUUUCCACACAGUCCACAUGCUGUUUGAGUACUACGACCUGGAGAAGAAAUACGACGGGGUGACACUCAACAUGAUCGUCGCCAUCUUUCAGGCCAUCGGCUUCUCCAACAGCUUCAACAACCCGAUCGUGUACGCCUUCAUGAACGAGAACUUCAAGAAGAACUGCGUCUCCACUCUCUCUCACUGGAUCAGAAAACCCAACCAUCCAGGCGGCCCGGCAGUUGGGCCCAAACUAAACAUGCAGUUCAUUAAACCACAAGGCAGAGAAGCCUUCCUUGAAUCAGACGAAGGCAACAGCUCGAACCAGAACUCUGCAGAUAAAGGCCAAUCGAAUUCAAUGCCAAGAGAGAGCACUCUGGAAAUAAUAGGAGAGAAAAUCUCCACUAUCCAAACAGAGCUGCCUGCAAACAGCUCCUCUCAAGUGAAAUGAGAAAACACAGACCAUCAGUUCCAGUGUUGAAUGAACCACCUGCACAAGUAUCAGAUGCAAAUUCAAAACCAGCAGAUGUGUUUUAAGACUGAAAAAUACAGAUUAUUGCAUCUCUGCAGUGCCAGGAGUUAGUGUUUUCUCCCAUUCUGGUCAGAGAAGUAAAUGGAGGAAUUUUGAAGAGAGGGCGUUUGACUCUGCUGUCAUACAGUGGCAGACCAAUUUGUCAGAAUGGUGGGAUAAUUGCUACCGGGAUGUCUAGGAAAACUACAUUUAGUAAUGCAUCAAAGAAAGUGUGAUUAACAUCUAAGCGAGAACUUAGUACUGUUUCAUAACUGAACCAUUUUGAAAAGAGCACAUGGACAAGUCUUCGUUUAACAGUAAAGGAUGACAUAUGUGCUUUUACUGCACUGCUUAAUAUGGAUUACUGAAGUAAGCUAUUCAACAUGAACCUCAGUACAAUUCAGGUUACUUCAGUUUUUAAACAGGUUGUAUCAUGUCAUACAGUUUAGAUUUUUACUGCUUAAUUGGAAAGGGCAUCCCUGCAAACUUCACCCUUGCACAUGUUUUGAUAUGUAAAGGGCGACAGAGACGACUGCAUGCCUUAAGGUUUAAAAACAGGGUUAAAUAUGCAUGGAAAUCACGUGAACCGAAAUGGAUUGUUUCAAAGAAUGUCGUCCACUAUUUCAACUGUAAAGUGAAAAAGUUCAAAUAUAU